AAUUAUGGCUGCACCAUUCUUUCUGAUGGGUGGACAGAUGGCAAGAACCGCACCAUCAUCAAUUUUUUGGUCGCUUGCAAGGACAAUGUAGUGUUCUUGAAAUCUGUUGAUGCCUCCAACAAGGUGAAAAAUGCAGAAACAUUGGCUGGAAUGUUGGAGCGUGUCAUCAUGGAGGUGGGGGUAGAGAAUGUGGUGCAAAUCAUCACAGAUAAUGCAGCAGCAUAUGUGUCAGCAGGAAGAAUCCUCCAAGAGAGGCACCCCACUCUUUUUUGGACACCUUGUGCAGCACAUGUCCUUGACCUUCUUUUGGAGGACAUAGGAAAACUUGAGUGGGUGACUCCAGUUGUGGAAGAUGCAAGGAGGAUCACCAAAUAUAUCUACAAUCACCCUUGGGUCCUAAAUUUGAUGAGACAACACACGCAAGGGAAAGAUUUGGUGAGAGCUGGUGUCACAAGGUUUGCAACGAUUUUCUUGACGUUGCAAAGCAUUCUUGCUGCAUUGACUUCUUUGAAACAAAUGUUUGUGAGUGGAGAAUGGCUUAACUCACCUUAUUCAAAGAAGCCUCAAGGAGAGGCUGUCGCAUGCAUAGUCUUCGACAACCAAUUUGCACAAAGGGUUGCAGAGAUUGUGAAGGUUGUUACUUCAAAACUUUAAUUUUUAAAUUUUAGUUAUUCUUGAUUCAAGUCUCUCAUUACUAAUUUGUAACUUCAUUAUUUAAAUUUUGAUCUUUUUGUAAUUUGUAUUUUUCAAUUGUAGGUGUCAGAGCCCUUGGUUUGAGUUCUUCGCUUGGUGGAUGGGGAUAAAACCCCAAUGGGAUAUCUUUAUGAGGCCAUGGAUAGGGCCAAAGAGUCUAUCAAAAAUUACUACAAGGGGGAUAGGCUCAAAUUUGAUCCCAUUUGGGAAAUUGUUGAUAGGAGGUGGAACAAUCAGCUCCACCAACCCAUUCAUGCAGCAGGGUACUUCCUCAACCCUCGUUUUAGGUUCGGGGGUUCUUACUCAGAUUCGAAUGGAAA
Cryptomeria japonica (Japanese cedar) is the source of this 1013-nucleotide messenger RNA. RefSeq lists its product as uncharacterized. Lineage: Eukaryota; Viridiplantae; Streptophyta; Pinopsida; Cupressales; Cupressaceae. The transcript is spliced from 2 exons. The record is from RefSeq and is a predicted model, not a curated record. The coding region runs from base 151 to 654 and encodes 167 amino acids.